This is a messenger RNA of Diutina rugosa, 453 nucleotides long. RefSeq lists its product as uncharacterized. The record is from RefSeq and is a predicted model, not a curated record. The coding region runs from base 1 to 453 and encodes 150 amino acids. The transcript has a single exon. Lineage: Eukaryota; Fungi; Ascomycota; Pichiomycetes; Serinales; Debaryomycetaceae.
AUGUUUCGCAAUUGGCUUAAGACUGCAACCAAAACCAAGCCUUCCAUGGCCAUUUAUACUGGUAUUCACGGGAAAUCAUCAUUAUAUGAGAAAUUGCAACAACACUGCCGUGGUCAGUUCGAUAUCCAAACGAAGCAAGGAGAUUUAUGCCCUAUGGAUUUCAAAUUUUUGAUGGAGUGUGUUGAUGUUCAUCCUGAGAAUAAGGCCAUCAUUCAUCGCUUAUUUGGAAAAAAUCAGUUCGACAGUCUUUCCGACGAGGACUUCAAUCGCGUUAACUUGGGACUUCCGUUGGUGAUUGACUACGCCAACAAAUUGGUUGCUUCGGAUUGUGAAUCCUUUGACAGAAUAUUGGCAAAUUACAACGGAUGCGGUAUGCAACACUUUCGAUUUGCGGAACAUGCAGAACAUGACCUAGUUCAUCCGAAUUGUGCUGAUUAUGCUGAUUUGUUUUAA